AUAAGAUUCCUGGGUUUUUAGACAUCUAAGUCUGGCAGCCAACUUCACAUAGGUUUUUCAAAAUAGGUUAGAAAUCAAGAUAUAUGUAAUGUAUCUGUGGCUCCCUUCUCUUGUCUAAGAUAUGUGGUAUAUCCAUAUUCAGAUCGCAAUAAUUACCUCAAUAAAGCUCGUAAUAUACCACAUCUAAUUAGUUUCUUUAAAUUCAGUUGGACAAGAUAAAUACAUUUUUCAGAGGUUACUAAUAUGGCAAAUGGACCAAUAGCAGAAAGAAAUCGAGAUGCUACUAUAUAUGUUGGAGGCUUGGAUGACAAAGUGUCGGAAUCUCUUUUAUGGGAACUUUUUGUUCAAGCUGGACCAUUGGUCAAUGUUCAUAUGCCCAAAGAUCGGGUAACUAUGAUGCAUCAGGGAUAUGGAUUCGUUGAAUUCAUGGGCGAAGAAGAUGCUGACUAUGCUAUUAAAAUAAUGAAUAUGAUUAAAUUAUAUGGAAAGCCUAUUCGAGUCAAUAAAGCCUCCGCACACCAAAAAAAUUUAGAUGUUGGGGCUAAUAUCUUCAUAGGAAAUUUGGAUCCUGAAGUUGAUGAAAAAUUGUUAUAUGACACAUUCUCUGCAUUCGGAGUCAUUUUGCAAACUCCUAAG
This is a messenger RNA of Leptinotarsa decemlineata (Colorado potato beetle), 636 nucleotides long. RefSeq names its product splicing factor 3B subunit 4. NCBI's taxonomy places the organism in Eukaryota, Metazoa, Arthropoda, Insecta, Coleoptera, Chrysomelidae. The record is from RefSeq and is a predicted model, not a curated record. Gene Ontology annotation, cellular component: nucleolus; U2 snRNP; precatalytic spliceosome. Gene Ontology annotation, molecular function: RNA binding. Gene Ontology annotation, biological process: positive regulation of mRNA splicing, via spliceosome.